Messenger RNA from Astrephomene gubernaculifera, 4741 nucleotides. The record is from the annotation of a GenBank genome assembly. NCBI's taxonomy places the organism in Eukaryota, Viridiplantae, Chlorophyta, Chlorophyceae, Chlamydomonadales, Astrephomenaceae.
ACAAUUCCCGUCAAGCUGGUUGGGAUACAUAGUUUUUAGGCGGUAGGCUUGAAACCUCCCAGUCAUAUCUCCCAGUGUUCCCAGUCAAGCAGCGCAAGAGCGCAAUACUGACUUUCUCGUACUCGUUCAGUACCGGUAUACAGCAAACAUGUACAAGUUAAGCCAUUGCAACUUACCCUAUGAUCGCAGAAACGUAGCCACUGGAUGGGCUACCGGUACUUAUCAACGAACAACGUCACGAGGCGUCUGCUCUCAGGAGACGACAAGAGAUUACAGCAACAUAUCCGCCAACAGCAAUGUCAACUCGCCUUCGUGUCGUUGUGGCGCAUAGACCGCCGUUCGUCUUCGCGGAUAACUUGUCUGGCCGAACCUAUUAUGGCUUGUUGAUAGACCUCCUAGAAAAGAUACUGGCCAGUGGCAAUGUUACAUAUCAAUAUGAUGCCUACCAAUCUCCAACGAAUGCUGGAGGGACGCUCUCUAGCGCUGGUUGGAGCGGUGUCAUAGGAGAAUUGGUAAAAGACCGUGCCGAUGUCGCACUCUUCCCUCUCACUAGAACGGCGUCUCGCCUGACCGCCAUCGACUGCACGUAUUCCUACCUCGACCAAGGCUUAUCAUUGCUUGUCAGGGACGAGGAGAAAGGACCCGGCGCUCUAUCGGUGCUCGCUCCUUUCAAGCUCUCCCUGUGGAUGACGCUUCUAUGUACGGUUGUUGGCGUGGCUCUCGUCUUUUGGGCACUAGAUGCGUACGGCAGAUGGAUCCGUGCAAAACAGACGGAGGCGCUGAGGGAGACGGGCGUGAUAUCGGACAAAGCAGCAGCAAGAGCGAGACGAGAUGAACGCAGCCACGUACUUAUAAGCUUCAUGGCUGCUGCCGGGGCGCCAGAGCGGCCAGAACGAUCCAGCUGGGGAGUACAGGUGUUGUACGUCAUGUACUGCUUCUUCUGCCUCAUCGUGCUGUCCGCCUACACCGCCAACCUCACCUCGUUCCUGGCCGUACGGAGAGCGGAGCAGGGCAUCGCAGGACUGACAGACCUCAUUCACGGAAACCUUAAGCUCGGCGUCAACCCUAAUGGUUCCACCGCAGCCUACUUCGCCAGCAGCCAUGAUACCAUUGCCACGCAGCUGCAGCCCAACAUCCGCUACUGCGACUCCGCUACCUGUGUGUCCUGGCUUCGCUCGGGUGCGAUCGCCGGCUUCGUGAGCGACCAGCCCGCGUUGGCGUACCUGGCGCAGCAGCAGCCAUGCGACCUGGCAGUGGUGGGGGACCCGUUCGGACCAGGAAACCUGGUGCUUGGCUUGCAGAAGAACUCGACGCUCCUUCCUCUAUUUAACGCGGCCAUUCAGCGCUUUGCUGAGGACGGAACACUUACCACGCUGCGUCGUGCCUGGUUCGACGGCAUGAGCCAGUGCAGCACCGCCAGCUCGACACUUGAUAACAGCCGGCUGGGUGUGCAGCAGAUGGUGGGCGCCUUCGUGUUCCUGAUCGCGGGCAUUGUGGUGGCGUUCGUCACGGGCACGGUGGAGAACCUCAAGUGGUGCCUCGCUCGCGCCUACGCCCGCACCUAUACCGAGCUGGGCAUGUUGGAGGGAGGCGGAGGCGAAGGCGCCCAGCCGCGGCUGAGCCCCUGGACCCGCAUCUCCCACAAAGUUCUGGGGCUGCCCUUCAUGCAGGACGCCGGCCUGCCGCCCCUGCCCAAACGCACGCUGGGCGGCGUGGGGGCAAGGUCCGCACCCGCAUCCACAUGGACGGUGACCUUGAAGGGGCUUGGCCUGGUAGAAGAAGGACAAGCAGCGGCGGCAGGCGAGGGCGCAGACGGGAAGGUGGAGGGCACGCGAGGAAGCAUGCUGGCCAUACCGACGCGAGCGUCAGUCACCAGGGGCUCAAUGACCAGCCUCAAAGACGCGAUAGCGGCCUUGGAAGCGAAUGUGGCUGCUUCUAAGGGUGCUGCUGGUGCUGCUGGUGGUGCGGCGGCGCCAGCAGCCGCCAAACGUGAGCCUCGGCGGCUCAGCGCCCUGCUGCUUCCCGGCUUCCUGGCUGGAAGGAGAAGCGCCGGCGGUGCUGACGGCGGCGGCACCGAUGAAGAACAGCAUCUAGGGCCGCCGGCCAUCGAGCCAUCAGGCCCUGGGACCAUCCUCGGCAUGCCGCCGCUGCGUCGGGGCCUUACGGGCGCAAGCCCCAGCAUGACCCCCGGAUCACCGGCUGCCCUUGAGGCUGCACCGCCUGUUUCGCCCCAACGCUCCUUAGCCCCGCCCAGGCUUUGGAAAGCGCACAGCCGCAUUCAGGACAUCAUGCCGCCCUCCCUGCGUGCGCCGUCCACGAAGCAAGUGGUGCUACAGCUGCAGGACCAGCCGCCGUCGCCGACGCCGACGCCACGGGAGUUGCUCGAGCAGCUGUCACGGCAGAGGAGUCAACGCUUCCGCAGUCAGGCCAGUCGCGCUUGGCUGGAAGAAGGGCCAGGGGCAGAGUUGGGGCAGCAGGGCAGUAGGCUGCAGCCGCAGCAUUCGCAGAAGCAGCUGCUGUCUCGAUCCACUACACGACAGUUGUCGUACGACAAACCGCCGCAACCGCAAGAGAGUUUUCGCCGGCAGGUGGUUGCGGAAGAGCAGCCUCCGCGGCAACCGGAACAGCAACAGCUACGACCAUCGGUGAGCUUGCAACGCCAGAACACAGAAAUCCAAACGCAGGAUGCCGCCGGGCAACAGCAGCAGGGGCCUAGCAGCAGCAACAGGCAGCUGCUGACGCAGCAAUCGCUGCAGCAGCGGCUGCUAAGCAAGUUCCCUCCGCCGUUUUACUCUCCGGAAUCCAGUUUCGUCUCGACUUCUACAGCCGUCACCGCGACCCCUGUGGCUCCGGAGAACGCCGCUGCCACAAGCCCAAAGCGACCAAGUGAGGUUGCUGCUGCCGCAGCCCCGAGCAGCAGCAGCAGCGCCAGCACCAGCAACAACAGCAGUGCGAGUAAAGUUGGUGCCAAUAAAGUCAAUGCUACUCAAGGAGCGAAUCGGGGAGCGGACACUGCGAAUAAGGCCGAGAGUAGUAACAACAGCAGGGUUAGGUUGUCACCAGAGCCGUCGUCGUCAACCCCGCCGCAGCCGUUGGUACGGCAUUCGUUGACGUGGCAAGAUCAGAAUGCACUCGAGGGAUGGACAAAGAUGCUGAACAAGCCUGAGGAUGCACAGUAGUGCGUGGUUAACAAAGUGGCCUUACGGUUUGAGUACGGAACGCCAAGUGACAAAGGGGCUGCUAAAACGCUGAAGUGAUAUGUCCUGUGUCUUGAGGAAUAGCGGGGAAACUGUUGUGUUCCUUAAUUGUUCUUAUUCAUGUCCACUCAAUAAGAAGCAACUGUUGUUGCGUAGUGCAUAUUUAUGGUUUCUUUCGGCAAGCAAAGGUGUACAUGCUUGUGUUAGUAAAGGAUCUUGCACCUGCAUGCCUGCUGGGGGCAUUGCUUGGGGGUGUCUACCUGCUAGUGUAGAUCAUUAUUGUACGGCACCUGAAGCUGCUUUACUAGUGGCUGAAGCAACGUCCAGGAACUCAAUGGGCUUUUCCUUCUUGUGUUUAGGGGCUGGAGACAGGAAGGACGAAAUUAAACUACCGUCAAAGCGAAAACCACCUCCAACCCCUGCAUGAGCAGAGGGGCCUGCUGCUUGCAUGUAUGAAGGCGCACGCGUAAAUGGGGCGUAAGCCAGUGCAAGCGUGCCAUUUGAAUGUGAUACUGCUGUGGGUACCAUAGAUAGCAUGAAUGGGCGGACGCUUUUAGUCCUAUCUGGAGCAAAACUGGGCUGCUGGAGCCGACGUGUUGGAUGCCAGGGCAAUGUAUCUGGACACUUGGUUUGACGGAUUACCUGUCUACCAUUGCUGCAGCAACCGGCAGCGUUAUGGAUUACAGGUGUGCACGGGCUGCAAUGGGGAUGAAGAUGACUGCUUGCAUGCACGACUAGAUAUACGCUCCGUACAUUGCCAAGUUAGCCGAGGGUUUGACACAAGCAUUGCUGCUCAAUUCCUCCUUGCCUAUGUAUCUUAUUUUGGACGCCAGGCACCGCUAGCUACACGGCAGUUGUACGGCAUGUUUUUCACUGUGCGCCGAUUUGUAGCUUUGCAUUGUCUACCGGUAUUGGCGGUCACAGUGCUCUUCCAAUUCCUAACCCACUGCUUACUGGGCGUACCGUAAUAGUUCUGCGUCUGCCCAAGCAUGCGCAGGAGUCAAUACUAUGAAUGGGCCGCGUGGACGUGUGUUGCAGUCCAAGGUAUAUAGCAUUGGGUUAUAUAAGAGUAUAUAAAGGGCCUAAGAAGUGGACGUACAUACGACAGGCUUUUGGGUGGAUAGCCGACCGCAUGCGGAUACGACAGGUUUUGGGGUGGGUAGCCGACCUUCCUUGGGAUGCAGCCCUGGGCGCCCGCACCUGCCUUGGCAUGCGCGCCUCGGUUGGGUGGUUCUGUGGUGGAUACGGUUGGUGAAGCGGUGGUCCACUUUUGGCAUGAGGUUCAGUUGCACGCAACACAGAGACCCCGUACGUGCCCGUACAAGCACCCACAGGCGUGCUUGGGUUUGAUACAAUGAGUAGAGGCGGCGUCGCAUGCAUGGAUGGACGUUGUAGGGUGGAAGUGCAUGGCCAGCUUGGUCAAGUGUGCACUGUAAGACUGUGCAACAUCGUAAUUGUCACCGUGCCGAUUCGGAUAUGUGCUUCCCUGGUGCCUCCUGGCGUCAUGCGGUCAUGCUACAUGCGAACCUUUGCACCUGUCAUCC